CCAUCGCUGGUGUGGAAUUUAGACCUACUUCCCAAAUCAUGACAACUAGGUUUUAAAAGUCAGGUAUUUUUCGAAAUUUAAUGGUGAAAAAUAAAGGGUGUGCGACUGUGUGUACAACACAAGAGAAAGGGUGUCUAACAGAUUACCAAAGAAAAAGAAAGGAGGUGGGAACGUCAUUAAUGAGGCCGAGGACCAAGUUCGAGUAUUGUGUCAUUAAUUUAAUUGAAAUCUCCACGUACGGACGGAUUUGGCAAGUUUUUUUUAAAGAGAGAUUUUCCAUAUCGUAAGUUAAUGACAGUCAGAGCAAUUUUGAUUUAGUUACCAUAUCUGUAUGCAAACAAUCUACUCAUUUGUGCUUUGAUUACUUGGCAAGUUAAUUCUAGUCUUCUCAUCCUCUAUAAAAGAUUAGUAUAACAAAGAGAAAGAAAAACUCCCCCAAUUCUGUUUUGUGUUCUGAUUUGAGAAGCCAUUAAAGGUACUAACUCUUCCCAUUAUUAAACUUCUCUCCUCUUUCGUAUUCAUUAUUCCUACUAAACAACUUCUCUCCUUAAUUAGGCUUUCCAUUGCGUUUUUGGCUUUUUUGUCAAGAUUAACAGGGUUUUUAUUUUACUGUUUUUGGGUCUUUCGCUUUCUGUCUCUGUUUUCUAUUGCGUUCGCGUGCGGCCGGUCUACGUACCUUUUUCUUUUCUACAAGAGUCAGUGUGUGGUUUUUUUUGUAUGUAUGUAUUGAUUGAUUAGAGCUCUAACAGGUUUUACAGAUGGGAAGAGCUAAACAGAGAAUGGAACUGAUACGCAACGGAAAGUCUCGGUACGUAACGUUUCAAAAGAGAAAGAAGGGGAUGAAGAAGAAGGCUUAUGAGUUACAAACCCUGUGUGAUGUUGAAGUUUGCUUGAUUGUUUACGGUCCCACAACGGAUGAACAUCAUAAUAAUCCUUUGGAGGCAGAAAUCUGGCCCGAAAAUCCCGACACAAUCCAUCACUUGCUAGAUUCCUACAAAAACCAACCCCCUGAGGAGCGCGUGAAGAAGACCCAAACCCUGUCCAACUUUUUUAUCGACCGGAACCAAAAGAUUGAAGACUCGCUUGUGAAACUACGCAAGAAAAACGACGAUGCUACUUACUCCACGUGGGAUGAUCGUUAUAGCAAUUGGUCGAUGGAACAACUGAGAGGAUUUGAAAUUACCUUGGAGGGAAAGCUUCGAGAUGUGAAGGCAAGAAUUGCGCUGAUGAAGGGUACUUCUUCUCUCACUCAAAACCCUCCUCCGUGCUUUCUACAAGGCAUGUUCGGAAUGAGGAACACACAAUGGGAGGAGCGACAUGAGCAGCAGCCUAUUUCGAUGCUGAAUUCGCGGCAUGAGUUUGUCAACGCUCCUUUUCAUUACCCUUUCGAUCAGGAGAUUCAGCAGGCCGGGAUUCAGAGUGAUGCGAAUUUAAUGGCAAAUCCGGUAAUGAUGACGCAAAUGAAUUACGGUAGCCAAUACAGUAGCAUUCAACUUGGUGGCGUGUCUAGUAGCAAAUUCAUGUGCAAUCUUCCACUUGAGAGGCCAAUUUAUGGUUACGAUCCAUUGAUAAUGCCUGUGAUGUCGGAGAAUAUGGUGUAUAACAACACUCCUCUCCCCAUCGGCUAUUGCAAUCCGAACAUGGAAACAAUGUUGCCAUAUCUACCGUGCUUCAAGAUGGGGAGCAAUUCUUCUCAUAUGGAUAAAUACUUCAAAGCAAGCGAAUUCCAGACGAAUAACCAGAACUGAAUGCAGGUUUUGUUAGGAAUGCUGAUGCCUGAUGGUACAUUUAGUACGUACGUAGUAGGUUUAGACUAAAUUCAAUUUAAUUAACUAGGGUUUGGAUAUAUGAUAAAAAA
Molecule: messenger RNA, 1858 nt
Organism: Rhododendron vialii
Lineage: Eukaryota; Viridiplantae; Streptophyta; Magnoliopsida; Ericales; Ericaceae
Product: agamous-like MADS-box protein AGL82
Exons: 1
Coding region: 759-1748 (329 amino acids)
Biological process (GO): regulation of transcription by RNA polymerase II
Molecular function (GO): protein dimerization activity; DNA-binding transcription factor activity, RNA polymerase II-specific; RNA polymerase II cis-regulatory region sequence-specific DNA binding
Source: RefSeq, a predicted model, not a curated record